GAGAGAGAAGAGUGGGGGUUCUUCUUUCUUCUUCACUUCUUCUCCCCGCCAAAAGAACAUUAAUUCCCCCAAAUCUUAGAAAGAGACAAUCAAUCUUCUUCUCCGGCCAUAAUAAAUCUUCUCUCAUCUAAACCCUAAAACCAUGGCACCAUGAUGAAUAAUCCUCCCCAUCCACCACCUAGCGUUCAGCGCAAGCUACUCGUCGAGGUUAUCGACGCACGUAAUCUCCUUCCCAAGGACGGACAGGGAAGUGCCAGCGCUUACGUCGUCGUAGACUUCGACGGACAGAAGAGACGAACUUCCACCGUAUGUCGAAAUCUCAACCCAGUAUGGACCGAAGCUAUCGAGUUCAUUGUCUCCGAUCCGGCCACUAUGGAGUACGAAGAGCUAGAGAUCGAAGUCUACAAUGACAAGAAAUUGAGUCACGGCAACGCCCGCAAGAAUCAUUUCCUCGGCCGGGUUAAGGUUUUCGGCAGCCAAUUCUCGAAGAGAGGAGACGAAGGCUUGAUUUAUUUUCAAUUGGAAAAAAAGAGUGUUUUCAGUUGGAUUAGAGGCGAGAUUGGAUUGAAGAUCUAUUAUUACGAUGAGAUUCUCGACAACCACCACCAACCCGACCUCAAUACCGAACCUCCACCUCCUCCAGAUAACAACAACAACAACAACAACGACAAUCCUCCACCACAGCCACCUGCUCCUCCGCAUGGGCCGCCGGAAGGCGGCAGGGUUUUAGAGGGUCCCGUUCCAACUGAUGUAGCCAUGGAAGGAUCUCACACGCCGCCCAUGGUCACAAUCGAGGAGUCUCCACCCCUUCAGUCCAUGCCAGGACAAACCAACGAGUACCCGCAUCAUCCUCGUCAAGGUCCUCCUCCUCCUUCUCAUGUUCAGCAUUAUUCAUUUCCUCAUCAUCCGGAAGCACCGCCAACGAUACAUCCAGAGCCGCCUCCGCCGCAGCAACCACCGGCUGAAAUUAGGAAGAUGCACGCUGGGAGAACUGAAUAUACCGACAGGGCUAGAGUUUAUCGGCGGCCAAGCGGGAACUACUCUCCGAGAGUUAUCUCCGGCAGAUCUACAGGCGAUUUGGACAGAAUUCCGGCGUAUGAUCUCGUCGAGCCGAUGCAAUAUCUUUUCGUUCGGAUCGUUAAGGCUCGCAGCCUCGCACGCAAUGAAAGCCCUUAUGUGAAAAUUCAGACGGCGAAUCAUUUUGAUAAGUCGAAACCGGCUAUAUAUAGGCCCGGCGAACCGCCGAUGAAUCCGGAAUGGCAUCAGGUAUUUGCACUUGCUUGUAAUAAGCCUGAUUCGACUAGCUCCACUCUCGAGAUUUCAGUAUGGGACGCACCAACCGAAAGUUUCCUCGGCGGCGUCUGUUUCGAUUUGUCGGACGUCCCUGUUCGAGAUUCACCUGACAGUCCUCUAGCUCCGCAGUGGUAUCGGCUCGAAGGCGGAGAAGAUCCGAGCAAAGUCACCGGCGAUAUACAGCUGUCAGUUUGGAUUGGGACUCAGGCUGACGAUGCUUUUCCAGAGGCUUGGAUCUCAGACGCGCCUCACGUAGCUCAUACUCGUUCGAAGGUCUAUCAAUCUCCCAAACUCUGGUACCUCAGAGUGAUGGUUCUUGAAGCUCAGGAUCUCCACAUUGCGCCGAAUCUCCCGCCAUUGACGACACCGGAGAUUAGGGUUAAUGGGCAGCUCGGAUUCCAGUCCGUACGAACGAGGAGAGCGAUGAUGAAUAAUCACACGGCGUCUUUCUACUGGCACGAGGACCUCGUUUUCGUCGCCGGCGAACCGCUAGAAGACAAUCUGAUCUUGCUCGUGGAGGAUAGAACCGGGAAAGAUCCCGCGUUACUCGGCCACCUCAUGAUUCCCGUCGGUUCGAUUGAGCAGAGGAUUGACGAACGAGCAGUCGCAGCUAAGUGGUUUGCUUUGGAAGGUGGCGGAGGAGCUGGACCGGGGCCUGGUCCAGUUGGUGGGCCGCCGCCAUAUUACGGACGAAUACAUUUAAGGCUGUGUUUGGAAGGAGGCUAUCACGUGCUGGACGAGGCCGCCCACAUUUGCAGUGACUUCCGGCCGACGGCGAAACAGUUAUGGAAGCCAGCGAUUGGGGUCCUGGAGCUGGGAAUCCUGGGGGCGCGUGGGCUGUUGCCUAUGAAAUCCAAAGGUGGAGGAAAGGGAUCAACAGAUGCUUACUGCGUAGCCAAGUAUGGAAAAAAGUGGGUCCGGACAAGAACCGUGACCGAUAGCUUUGACCCACGUUGGAACGAACAAUACACGUGGCAGGUCUAUGAUCCAUGCACCGUUCUCACCAUUGGCAUCUUCGACAAUUGGCGCAUGCUCUCCGAUAAACCCGAGGACAAACCGGAUUGCCGGAUCGGAAAGGUUCGGAUCCGGGUGUCCACACUGGAGAGCAACAAGGUCUAUACCAAUUCAUAUCCUUUGUUAGUCCUUAUGAGAAGCGGGUUAAAGAAAAUGGGCGAGAUCGAAUUAGCAGUUAGAUUCGCCUGUCCGUCGUUGCUGCCCGAUAUAUGCGCGGUUUACGGGCAGCCCCUACUGCCCAAAAUGCAUUACCUCCGUCCGUUGGGUGUUUCCCAACAAGAGACAUUGCGUGGGGCUGCCACAAAAAUGGUGGCAGCCUGGCUGGCACGGUCUGAGCCGCCAAUGGGGCCGGAGGUUGUUAGGUACAUGCUGGAUGCAGAUUCGCAUUCGUGGAGCAUGAGAAAGAGCAAAUCCAACUGGUUUAGGAUAGUGGCGGUUCUAGCGUGGGCAGUCGGGUUAGCCAAGUGGCUAGACGACAUACGUAGAUGGAAAAACCCGGUCACAACGAUCCUAGUUCACUUGCUCUACUUAGUCCUGGUUUGGUAUCCGGAUCUUGUGGUCCCAACGGGUUUUCUAUACGUGUUUUUGAUCGGGGUUUGGUACUAUCGGUUCAGACCGAAAAUACCCGCCGGGAUGGAUGCUAGGCUUUCGCAGGCAGAGGCGGUGGACCCGGACGAGCUGGACGAAGAAUUCGACACGAUCCCGAGUUCAAGGCCGCCGGAGUUAUUAAGAAUGAGGUACGAUCGGUUGAGGAUGCUGGCAGGGAGGGUUCAAACGGUUCUAGGGGACAUUGCAACACAAGGGGAGAGGGUCCAAGCAUUAGUGAGCUGGAGGGAUCCAAGGGCGACUAAGCUGUUCAUAGGGGUGUGUUUGGCUAUCACUAUAACAUUAUACGCAGUUCCCCCCAAAAUGGUGGCCGUGGCUAUGGGGUUCUACUUUUUGAGACACCCAAUGUUUAGGGACCCAAUGCCCUCGCCUAGCUUGAACUUCUUUAGGCGAUUGACCAGCCUGUCCGAUAGGUUAAUGUAGUUUACUUCUAUUAUUAUUAUUAUUAUUAAGAGUUCAAAAAGUUUUAAUCUUUUUUUUUUUUUGGAUAAAACAAUCCAUGAUGAAAACAGGGAUACAAAUCCCUUCUUUUUUGGAAUGGGUGGAAAUUUUGUGUUCACCCCCUCUUUUAUAAUAACAUAGGGAUGUGUGAGUGGAAAAAAAGCAUCCCUUCAUUAUUAUUGACUCUCAGCUGCUCUGCCAAAUCAUGACAAAGAUAAGAAAGUGUGGAGGCAAAAGAGUUGAAAAAUGUAUUGAUUUUGCUUUCAUUUUUUUCUAAAAAGGUGAGACAUUGAUUUGAAAACAUGUUUUCUUCUUGACUGUUUCCACACUA
Messenger RNA from Impatiens glandulifera, 3685 nucleotides. Its product is annotated as protein QUIRKY-like. The transcript has a single exon. The coding region runs from base 151 to 3336 and encodes 1061 amino acids. NCBI's taxonomy places the organism in Eukaryota, Viridiplantae, Streptophyta, Magnoliopsida, Ericales, Balsaminaceae. The record is from RefSeq and is a predicted model, not a curated record.